AUGUAUGGGUUGGCAACUAUAACAACUUUUGGAGUUGCUCUCAUGGGUACAAUUCCUGCUGAUAUAGUUUUGCGCAAUAAAGAUGAAACUCAUUAUUUUAAUACUACGACUGGCGAAUAUUUAGGUACAAGCCUAAAUGCAGCAAUAACAGCUAAAGCCAAUGCAGAAGCGAGAGCUAGAGCCGAUGCAGAAGCGAAAGCUAGAGCUGAUGCAGAAGCUAGAGCUAGAGCCGAUGCAGAAGCGAAAGCUAGAGCCGAUGCAGAAGCGAAAGCUAGAGCCGAUGCAGAAGCGAAAGCUAGAGCCGAUGCAGAAGCGAGAGCUAGAGCCGAUGCAGAAGCGAAAGCUAGAGCCGAAGCAGAAGCGAGAGCUAGAGCCGAUGCAGAAGCGAAAGCUAGAGCCGAUGCAGAAGCGAGAGCUAGAGCUGAUGCAGAAGCUAGAGCUAGAGCCGAUGCAGAAGCGAGAGCUAGAGCCGAUGCAGAAGCGAAAGCUAGAGCCGAUGCAGAAGCGAAAGCUAGAGCCGAUGCAGAAGCGAGAGCUAGAGCUGAUGCAGAAGCUAGAGCUAGAGCCGAUGCAGAAGCGAAAGCUAGAGCCGAUGCAGAAGCGAAAGCUAGAGCCGAUGCAGAAGCGAAAGCUAGAGCCGAUGCAGAAGCUAGAGCUAGAGCCGAUGCAGACGCGAAAGCUAGAUCCGAUGCAGAAGCUAGAGCUAGAGCCGAUGCAGAAGCGAGAGUUAGAGUCGAUGCAGAAGCGAAAUCUAGAGCCGAUGCAGAAGCGAAAUCUAGAGCCGAUGCAGAAGCGAUAGCUGAUGCAGAAGCGAUAGCUAAAGCCGAUGCAGAAGCCAAGGUUAUAAAUUUUAUAUCAGAAGGAUACAAUUUCGUACUUGAGUGCUUUGAACUCAUGAUAACAUCAGAAAGAACAGAUAUCGAGUUAACGUCACUUAAAGAGAAAUUAGAGCUUAUGAUGGACACAGAGUACGGAGAAGAUUCUGCCAUAGUCAAUCGAUUUCUUGUAGUAUCAUUAAGAAUUGCCAGAUUGAAAUUGAGAGAUCAAUUAAAUUCAAUUGUGGAAGAUAAAAAUGACCUGAGAGCUGCAAUUAUAAACCUGAUUGGGAGCGAAAUCGAGGUAUUACGAGCACUGAAUAUUACCGAUCCGAAGUUGCGCCAAGAAUUACAAUCAUUAGAGGAACAACUAAUGGAUGAUGAGGAUGACGAAGGGAAUGAUGUUGAUUUGGAAUCAAUCGCAGUUAGAGUAGAGGAAAUCGAGGAAGAAAUAGAGAAGGCAGCUUGUAGUACAAUAGUACAGUUGGAAUAUGGUAGGAAUUAA
Messenger RNA from Bradysia coprophila, 1320 nucleotides. RefSeq lists its product as uncharacterized. The record is from RefSeq and is a predicted model, not a curated record. NCBI's taxonomy places the organism in Eukaryota, Metazoa, Arthropoda, Insecta, Diptera, Sciaridae.